Molecule: messenger RNA, 3303 nt
Organism: Planococcus citri (citrus mealybug)
Lineage: Eukaryota; Metazoa; Arthropoda; Insecta; Hemiptera; Pseudococcidae
Product: kazrin-like
Exons: 15
Coding region: 553-3156 (867 amino acids)
Molecular function (GO): protein binding
Source: RefSeq, a predicted model, not a curated record
CAAAAAUUACUAAACUUUUUCCGCAGUUGAAAUUAAACUUGGUAGAAGCGUUAGAGUUAUAGACGAAUUGUUCCUUUUAAUAUACACUGGAUUUUCUAUUAGUUUAUUAUUCGUGAUACCUUUAUUACUAUACUAACGCGAAAUAUUACAAAUGUGUUCGAUUUUAUAUUCGGCUGAUACGUGCUGCGAGGUUUUCAAUCUGUGUGUGUAUUGUUUUCGAUGUGUUCGUAUGUUUUCUUUUCGUGCGAUCGAUUGAAAACUACUGUAUGAUUUUUUUUUCACGAGUGUUUCUUUUUUUUUUCUUCUUUUUUUCUAAUGACCAAGUAUUGUUUAACGGUGACUUGUUGACUUUUUAAUGUGAAGUAUUCGGUGUCUUCCAGUUUUUAAGUUCCUGUUGUUUUUAUAUCGUUGGUUUAUACUAAACGUAGAUUUAUAUACGUUCAGAUUUAAAAGAUCAUCGUUGAAAAUGCGAUAGAACUCGACGUCCCAGCUACAUACUACGAAUUUCAGUAUGGGAGCUGAUACGAACUCGUAUAGAAACCAUAAGUUCCCAUGGCAUUGAUGCGACGUCUUUUAGUUGAUGCUCAGGCGAAAAUACGUAAAAUGGUCGAAGAAAACCGUCAAAUGCCCUCACGUCUCGAGAGCGACAUGCACAACCCUCACGACGAAAUAGUAUCAUUAAGGGACGAAUUACUCGAUACAAAUAGAAGAAUGGAGCAUUUAAACAUCAAGCCGCUCAACACCGAUCCGAAGAACACAUCUUGUGGCAUGCCCUCGAUCAAUCCUGAAAACUCCAGUUCUUCUAAAAGUAGCAAAAGUUCGAAAAAUUUCGACGACGUGUCUCCUAUCGCUACGCAUAAGUUUUUAAAUACCAGCAGUCAUAGGAAAUUCAACGCUUACCUAAGGGAUAAUUCGUCGAGUAGUAGUAACAGUGGAGGCCCUUGUUUAGAAGGCAAGGACUCUAAUCUCAUCGUAGACGAUACCAAUUAUGUCAAUCGUAGAAAAUCUAAGAAAUCUAAGAGUAAACAUUCGAGAAGAAGGACUGAUAUUGACUUUCACGAGGAUACCGAACCGCCAUCGCCUACGCCGGGUCCUAGUAGUAGAAAUGAAUUUGGACUUUUAGAAAGCAAUAAUCGACUAGCCAGUGGUUUAAACGGCGAUAGUACGAGUAUGAUGCUGGAAAACGAACGUUUAAAAAACGAAGUAUACGAACUUCGUAGAUUGCUAUCGAUGCAAGAUAAUGUAAUUUCGUCCGAUACAUCUCGCGACGAUGUCAUACUACAACUACACGAAGAUCUCGAUGGUCAAGAAAGAGUCGAAGCGUUAGAAAAAGAGAUCAUACGUGCCAAAGACGUCGUCGACAGUGCUAAAGCGGAAGCCAAUCGAUUAAAAAAUGAAAAAUUCGAGCUCAUUAACGAAAUGAAGGAAUUAUACGAAGCGUUGGAUGAUAAAGAGAAACAACUUCGCGAUUUUAUUAGAAAUUACGAACACAGAAUACGAGAAAAUCACGAAAUGUUGGCUCAAGAACGAGCUGAAAGGGAACGCGAAAGGUGGAGUUUAUUACGUCAUGCUCGAGACGAAGCUGAAAGAAGUUUAGCUUUAGCCGCUCAAUUAGAUAUCAAAGAUCAGCAACUGAACGAGGUUCAUACUUUUAGAGCCAGACGUCAGUUAUCAACGGCUGGAUAUUUAUCAGAUCAAGAAAGCAUACAUUCCGUAUCACUCGGCACACGUCCGGCCAACGGUCGAGUAACUCCAAGCACCGGUAGCGGAAUGGUAACCGUAGGCGAUAGAGGUUCAUGCAGCGCUGAUUCCGGCGUCAGAGGUAGCUCUGAUAGAGAAUCAGGUGCCACCUCAGCUGGCGGUAAUUUAUCUGACUCUACUGCUGAUGGGACCCCUACAAUUACCAUAGAUAAUGUACACAAGCACCGCCAACAUCACUGCUACCCUGAUGCUGAUUCUAUUUCGCUAGUUUCUUCUACCGCAGUACCGCAUAUUUAUCAAUCGGUAGCCACUCCAAGAGACUGUAGCAGUCCAUCGCUCUCACCAAUGAAUUCACAAUCUUUCGUUAGAUCGUUGGAUAAUGCUUUAUUAUCGAAAUCCGUAGAACAAUUAAGCGGCCCUCCUCCUGACUUGGAGCCAAUAAGACGAAAUAAAAAUUUACGUUCUUUCAGCAGCCGCAGCGGUGUAGCGAGUACGUGGGGUAGCAUAUCACGAGUUUUUUCAAGAACCAGGCAUCGGAAAGCUCAUAGUCCAAGUAGCCAUGAUGGUGACUACGAAAGCUUUAGUCGCAGUUAUUCUCCUCUUACAGAAGAAGGAUACACGGAGAAAUUACGUCUAUUACGCGAAGCUGCUCAUAUACCUGUGGAGCGUUGGAGAGCUCCUACUGUCUUAGCUUGGAUCGAAGUAGCCCUCGGUAUGCCUCAAUAUGGGCCUCGAUGCGCCGAAAAUAUAAAAUCCGGCAAGGUUUUGCUCGAAUUGAACGAUGUGGAAUUGGAAAAUGGUUUAAAAAUAACGAAUCCGAUGCAUCGUAAGAAACUCCGUCUCGCUAUCGAAGAACAACGUAAUCCUACGCUCAUUAGAUAUCCUUGCAUGGCUCAGUUAGGGCAUACCUGGGUAUGCAACGAAUGGUUACCAGAUAUAGGUUUAGCUCAAUAUGCCGAAAGUUUUUCUAAAAAUAUGGUCGAUGCUAGAAUGUUGGAUCAUUUAAGUAAAAAAGAAAUGGAGAAGUAUUUAAACGUGACUAGAAAAUUCCAUCAAGUUUCCAUUUCUCACGGAGUGCAUUUACUUAGAAUGGUGAAAUAUGAUAGACAAGCUCUGGCAAUCAGACGACUGCAGUGUAAUAAUACUGAUACAGAUCCAAUAGUAUGGACAAAUGAAAGAUUCAUACAAUGGGCUAGAGAUAUCCAUUUAGAAGAAUACGCUGAUAAUCUGAAAGAUUCCGGAAUACACGGUGCUCUAAUCGUAUUGGAACCAUCGGUGAAUGGCGAUACAAUGGCUACAGCUCUCGGUAUACCACCAUCCAGACAAAUGAUCAGAAGACAUUUGGCAGCCGAACUCGAGCAAUUAAUUCUACCCGCCAGGUACGACGCGUUCUCUCAAGCCGAGCCAAUCUACGAAACACCAGUAUAUCGAAACGACAGAAAUAUUCAGCAAUAAAGGUUACCACGUGUAAAAUACGGAUUUUCAUUGAUUUAGACUGUUUCUGCUAAAAUAUGAUUUUAAUUAUUUGUAUUAUAAUUUACGAUUCCUCUCAUUUUUAUAUGUACAUAAUUAUAUGCAAUAAAAAUCUACGUUUCGAAAUCA